Echinops telfairi (small Madagascar hedgehog) is the source of this 1468-nucleotide messenger RNA. RefSeq names its product negative elongation factor D. Gene Ontology annotation, cellular component: nucleus; NELF complex. Lineage: Eukaryota; Metazoa; Chordata; Mammalia; Afrosoricida; Tenrecidae. Gene Ontology annotation, biological process: negative regulation of transcription elongation by RNA polymerase II. The transcript is spliced from 12 exons. Gene Ontology annotation, molecular function: RNA binding. The record is from RefSeq and is a predicted model, not a curated record. Bases 1 to 1374 code for a protein of 457 amino acids.
AUGGCGCGCAGGGUUCUCUUAAUGACCCCCGCGUGGCUGGAGCAGAUGAUCGCACACACUACGUGGCGAGACCUUUUCUACAAGCUGGCCGAAGCCCACCCGGAUUGUCUGAUGCUCAACUUCACUGUGAAGCUCAUCUCUGAUGCAGGCUACCAAGGGGAGAUCACCAGCGUCUCCACAGCCUGCCAGCAGCUGGAGGUGUUUUCUCGGGUGCUCCGCACCUCACUGGCCACCAUCCUUGACGGAGGGGAGGAGAACCUGGAGAAGAACCUCCCCGAAUUCGCCAAAAUGGUGUGCCACGGGGAGCACACCUACCUGUUCGCCCAGGCCAUGAUGUCUGUGCUCGCCCAGGAGGAGCAGGGCGGCUCCGCCGUGCGCAGGAUUGCCCAGGAGGUCCAGCGCUUCGCCCAGGAGAAGGGCCACGAUGCGAGUCAGAUCACACUGGCCUUGGGCACGGCUGCAUCCUACCCACGGGCAUGCCAGGCCCUGGGCGCCAUGCUGUCUAAAGGCGCGCUGAACCCUGCCGACAUCACGGUCCUGUUCAAGAUGUUCACCAGCAUGGACCCGCCUCCUGUGGAGCUGAUCCGGGUGCCAGCCUUCCUGGACCUGUUCAUGCAGUCCCUCUUCAGGCCUGGAGCCAGGAUCAACCAGGACCACAAGCACAAGUACAUCCACAUCCUGGCCUACGCAGCCAGCGUGGUGGAGGCCUGGAAGAAGAACAAGCGUGUCAGCAUCAACAAAGAUGAGCUCAAGUCCACGGCCAAGGCUGUGGAGACCGUCCACGGCCUGUGCUGCAACGAGAACAAGGGGGCGGCCGAGCUGGUGGCUGAGCUGAGCACGCUCUAUCAGUGUAUCAGGUUCCCAGUGGUGGCAAUGGGUGUCCUCAAGUGGGUGGAUUGGACCGUAUCAGAACCAAGGUACUUCCAGCUGCAGACUGACCACACCCCCGUCCACCUGGCAUUACUGGAUGAGAUCAGCACGUGCCACCAGCUGCUGCACCCCCAGGUCCUGCAACUGCUGGUCAAGCUCUUUGAGACGGAGCACUCCCAGCUGGACGUGCUGGAGCAGCUGGAGUUGAAGAAGACCCUGCUGGACAGGAUGGUCCACCUGCUGAGCCGAGGCUAUGUCCUGCCAGUGGUCAGUUACAUCCGGAAGUGUCUGGAGAAGCUGGACACGGACAUCUCCCUCAUCCGCUACUUUGUCACUGAGGUGCUGGACGUCAUCGCGCCCCCGUACACGUCGGACUUCGUGCAGCUUUUCCUGCCCAUCCUGGAGAACGACAGCAUCGCAGGCACCAUCAAGACGGAGGGCGAGCACGACCCCGUCGCCGAGUUCAUCGCCCACUGCAAAUCCAACUUCAUCAUGGUCACCUGAGCCCCAGCGCCGUGGAAAAGCCUCCCUGGGCACACCCCAGAAAUGGACUCGAGGGAGGAGGUGCUUGGUGGCCGUCAGGACCCCUGGCUGGGCC